Molecule: messenger RNA, 495 nt
Organism: Colletotrichum godetiae
Lineage: Eukaryota; Fungi; Ascomycota; Sordariomycetes; Glomerellales; Glomerellaceae
Exons: 1
Coding region: 1-495 (164 amino acids)
Source: RefSeq, a predicted model, not a curated record
AUGCUUCGAUGGUUCUCGGCUUGGCUGUUUGUUAGUGCUUCUCUUAUUGGAGGUAACCCAAGCUAUUAUCCAUUGCCCGCGUUACUGUUCCUUUGCUAUGAUUUGGCCAAGCUCCUCCCUUAUUUGCCUGCCGGUGCCGUGCCGAGUUCUCCAUGCGGCUGUAUUGCAAUGAGGUCAGAACCGGUUGGAAUCGAGCGCAUGGAGGACGAAUACUACCUUGCCCGAGCCUCUUCCUCUCUCUUGAGUCUUGUCUUCUCGCCACCGCGACCCAGGGAAACAGCCGCCGCGGCGACGAUCUCUAUUGUGCUGAGGCAAGGCAAUAGGUACUGCAAUGCAGUGCAGUGUGGUUUAGCGCAAGGCGAGGCGAGGCAGCGGCUGGGUAUUAUCCCAUCUAUACCACCAUCCUCGUCUCCGAUCGCCACAACUCCAGAACGGAUUCCUCCUUUAUCUCCACCAUCACCACCUUUCAUCCCUACAUCCAGCUCUAGCUCUUAG